GAAGACUUGACACCGGAAGUGUAACGUUUGUCGUCAGAAAACAGGAACGCAUGUGUUUUCGGAUCCGCUGAUAAAAAUAUCUCAACGCGUCUUUCCUUCUUAAAAGAGUUUGUUUAGCUGCUGUCAACCCUCACAGAAAACGAAGUCUGCUUCGAAGACACACACUUGCUCUUUUUCUUUCUUUCAAGCUGGCGGAGGCAGCUGAAGCUCACCGUUUAUAAUGUCACAGGCCACCAAACGCAAACACGUUGUCAAGGAGGUUCUUGGAGACUUUGUCACUCUCACAGAAAACCAGCAGGUUGUGAAGGUGAUCGGUAGCCGUGGUAACAACCUCCAUGAAGCUGUCACAGCCAAAGGUGAGACGUUCCUGGUGAGCAUGCCCACCAAGUAUCGCAAGAACCUCUGGAUCAAGAGAGGCCAGAGGGGUUCAUGGAGGAGCCGUUGGAGCAGGACAAGACAAACAAACAGCAGGAAAAGGAAGAGGAGACGGAGGAGAAAGACGAGGGAGUUAGCGACUCUGAUGAUGAUGAUGAUGAGAGUGACCUCUUUGUAAACACCAACCGCUGUAACUACCAGUACAGCGAGAGUGAGGAGGAGGACAGCGAGGAAGAACACGAUCACAAAGAGGGAAGGACAGAAAAUGGCUCCUAGUGGCAGCACUGUGGACACGGACAGUUAAGAGUAAGAGCUGUGGAAAUCAUGAGACGGCGUCCUCUGCUGCGCUGCCGUCAUCACGGACUCCCUCUGUAGUUCUUGUAUGACAGCCUGCUGUAGACGUUAAAUGGCUGGGCUCAUUGAAUGGACUUCAACUUAAGGGAGCAAAAUAAGUCUUUGCUUGUUGAUCCAGAAAAUUCAGUAAUGUAGAAAUUGAGCUGAAAUUGAAUAAUAGUUUUCAUUAUUUUCAAUGUCAGUUUGAAAUUCUGUAAAUUUCUACUUUUAGUUUCAGUGUUUUACUGAAAUGACAAACUAAAGCAUGUUUGUAUGCUCUACCUCCAGUGCAGCCGUUAUUAUAAUGCCACUACAUAACGGGGUAUGCUGUCUACCCAGGCCACACUGUACAUCUGCAGGGUAAUGCUAAUCUAAACUGUUAUAUUCAUUCACGCUCAUAGGACUAAAUAAAUCUAUUAGAAAGAAUCACAAAAACUCAAACAAUGUAUUGUUGUCACCAUUGCCAAAAUAAAGUUCUCAUGUUUAAUUUCAGUUACUUGUUAAGGAUGGCUGUCAAGAUAGAUUAGAGGGUGUGGUAACAAUUUAAGCACCGAUCCUGUAUAAACACUGUUUGGGUGUAAACACUGUUCCAGUUUCACCGGUCCUCUGAAGUAUAUUGUAACUAGCUGGCCUGCCUCUAGAUACUCAAAUGAAUGCUGCCGACAGCCUCUGAGAUUUACUUUGUCUCAGGCACCAAAAGAUUUUAUCAAAAUGCUUUAGUUUCAAUUGACCUUGAAACCUUUUGUACUUAAUUGUCAUGAUAUCUUUGUGCCUCAUCUUUUACUCUUUGACAUUCCUCACCCAGUUGAUUAUUUUGGUUUGUGUAAUGAACACUUUGGAAAUCAAUAAAUUCUUAAACUGUG
Molecule: messenger RNA, 1571 nt
Organism: Morone saxatilis (striped sea-bass)
Lineage: Eukaryota; Metazoa; Chordata; Actinopteri; Moronidae
Gene: eif1ad
Product: eukaryotic translation initiation factor 1A domain containing
Biological process (GO): translational initiation
Cellular component (GO): nucleus
Molecular function (GO): RNA binding; translation initiation factor activity
Source: RefSeq, a predicted model, not a curated record